UUGUCUAGUCACUUGUGUGUGCUGACUGAUACGUAAGAGCUAAAUGUAGGCUAUCUGUUCUACGAGACAAGAAAGAUUAUGAGCCUUUUAUCCUAUGCUAGCCUAUAGCCAAGUUACAGUAGCCUUGGUUAUGCCCACAAAAAUCGAUAGAGAGUAUAUUACCACGAAGAGGGCGUAACGUGAUCACCGGGUCUUGAAUGCAGCAGCAUCUUCAAGUAAUAGCCUAAGCUAGCCUGCAAUAUUUGAACAAAACUGAACCGCGCGAUGUAUGAGGAUGCUUCAGGACCCAUCCCACUGUAGUCGGAGCAGCAGUCGCUUGCCCCUUCAUGCGCACGCCUUGGACAUAAGGAUAUAUGAACGCCGACAUUUCUCCACUUCCCUACAAGCACGUUUGUGGUGCUGAAGUGAAUCAGACAACUGUUUCCCGAGAUGUAAAGUUGUAAUUUUGCGGGAUCAGAAUGAAACAUGUUGACAGGUUCGGUUUCACUUGAAAUUCUAGCACGGGGGACGUCAGUGUGCAGCACUGAAAAUACCGUUUGUGAAGUUGGACAACCAUGACGAGAAGUAACCGGAAUAUGUCAUGUUUCGGCGAGCCUGCCUCGUUUGAAAUGAUCUGCUCUGGUGUGAUAUGACUGCAGUAUCCUUGAAACAUAAAGGUAGGCUGCCUGCUUAGACCAAAAUAUGCCUUUUGAUAGCAAGAACAAUAACUAAAUCUUGUCCAGAUCAACAUGUGGCACUUUGAAGAUCCAUAGACAUUAUUGUGAUGAACCAAGCAGCAGCUACUGAAAGGAUCAUGUGUAAUAAUUCACACUAAUGGCAUGAAAACAUAUUCUUGUUAACAUGGAUGAUAAAUCCAAUAAAUUGAUCUUAGUUCCUAUUUUAGCUGUUCUUUUUGUAAUGAUAGGCUAUCAAUAUAUAUGUCCAGCCGGCAGCAAUUCUUGCCACUUUAAAACUGGGGAAAAUUUGAGAGGGGUCAGUAUACUUUCUACCCAAUAUCGGACAAACGAAGACUUUUACACAGAACUGGAGGAUGACAGCCCUCCGAAAUUGCCGUCAAAAUUCAACUUUACUGAACGAGACCUUCAGCGGCACGUGGAUUUCAACAUCAAAGGAUACGAUGUGAUAGUGUUUUUACACAUUCAAAAAACCGGGGGAACCACGUUUGGAAGGCACUUAGUUAGGAAUAUUCGUUUGGAGCAACCAUGCGACUGCAAGCCAGGGCAGAAGAAAUGUACAUGCCACCGACCAGGGAAAGAGGAGUCCUGGCUGUUUUCUCGAUUCUCUACGGGCUGGAGCUGUGGUUUGCAUGCCGACUGGACAGAGCUCACCAAUUGUGUACCUGUCAUCAUGGACAAGAAGGAAGCUCAAAAGAACAAAAGGGACUUCUACUACAUAACCAUGCUGCGUGACCCCGUCUCCCGCUACCUGAGCGAGUGGAAGCACGUGCAGCGAGGUGCCACCUGGAAGACCUCCCUGCACAUGUGUGACGGGCGCUCGCCCACACAGGACGAACUGCCCACCUGCUACAGCGGGGACGACUGGUCGGGCGUCACCCUAACCGAGUUCAUGGACUGUCCGUCCAACCUGGCCAACAACCGACAGGUGCGCAUGCUGGCCGACCUCAACCUGGUAGGCUGCUACAACCUGUCCUCCAUGAACGAGAGCGAUCGCAACCACAUCCUGCUGGGCAGUGCCAUGAACAACCUGAAGAACAUGGCUUUCUACGGACUGACAGAGUUCCAGCGCAAGACGCAGUACCUGUUUGAGCGGACGUUCAGCCUGCGCUUCAUCGCCGCCUUCACUCAGAUCAACAGCACGCGCGCCGCCAACGUGGACCUGAGCGAGGCUGUGCGCCGUCGCAUCGAGGAGCUCAACUAUCUGGACGUGCAGCUGUACGAGUAUGCCAAGGACCUGUUCCUCCAGCGCUUCCAAUACACCCGCCAGCGCGAGCACCAGGCGGAGCGAUUGAAGAGGCGUGAGGAGCGCCGAUGGCUUCGGGAGCAGAGGGAGCAGAGCAGGGCCUCACUCCCCAGACGCCGGGGGUACGGGGGCGGAGGCGACCUGGCCACGACCACUGAAGACUACACCAGCCAGGUGGCCCGCUGGUGAGGUGUUAUCCUGGCCACGCACACAGAGAGAGGUCACUGGUGAUCACCUCCAGAAUCAUCUCACAUGGUACUCUUUCUCUCUCUGCCUCUGUCCAUCUCUCUCUAUCGCUCUAUCUUUUUCUGUCUACUAUCUCUAUCUUUAUCUCUUUCUCAGCUUCAGUGUGAUCCUAGCGCUCUGCUAAAGUUUCUUUCUGGUUAUGAAACUGCCAAGUCUGUGAGUCAGUUUCACAGAAGCUCUGCCUUGGAGUGCCCUUUGGUGUCUUAAAUCUUCAAAUGGAUGGUUUAAUGUAUUUAUUUGUAAUGAAUUGUUUUGCUGCUCCUUUGCUUUCCUGCCUCUUAGUCAUGGUUAUUUAUUAUCAUGUAGAUUAUGAUAACUCUUUAAAGGCAGUAAAUUAAGCUUAAAGAAGACACAAUCAAAAGACGCUGCUAGCAAAUACAUUUUUAUUGGGACUCAAUGUCAAGGGGUGGAUAUCAAUCAGUGUUUUUUUUGUUGCGACUGGCAGGAAUAUAGUAGUUCAACAGAAAACAAUAUAAAUGUGCUGAUUCUCGCAUGUCAUGUGUCCAGUCCAUAUUAUAUCUGAGAGACGUUUUGAGGAUGGAGAGUUAAUUCCAAAAGAAAUGAUGAGAGCCAAAAGUACGCCGACUUAGAAAAUAUUUGUCUUUGUUUACGUAGCUACUGUUUUCUUAACGGGACCUUGCAAAUUGACAACUUCUCAGAAAUAAGAUAAUGUAUUUAGUUUCAUUUUAUCAUGGCAGUUUCAAUUAUAUUUACAUUUCCCUCAAACAAAUAUAGUGUAGUUGUAGUCAGUCAAGAUAAUGUCAGAUGUUUUGAUUAUGGUGCAAAAAUGUUUUCUCGGGUGCAAUAUUCAGUAGCGUUUGUCUACAUGCAACACCGUUCAAGUUUCAACUCAGAGGAACUGCUGUUUCUGUUCAUCCACUAUCUGUGUGUUGGAAUGUGAAGUCAAUCAUAAACUCACAAAGAGAGGAUUACCCUGAAGAAAACCCGCCUGAUUUCUAUUCUGCCCUGACCAGACUUAACACAUUCAGCUUUCACAUUACAAAUGGAAAGAACUCCUCAAGGAAGAUUUUUCAAAAAUGUUAAGCUUGGAUUGUGUAAGUAGUCUUCUCCAGAAGGUAAAGAUAACCAGUAGGUAAAUGCUCUAGGUGAGGACUGAGGAGCCAGGUCAGUGUGGUUGGUGUGUGGACUGACUGUCAAUGAGGUGAUCAGCAUUCGGCCCUCGUGCUCACCCCGUCACACUCCGUGGUUUAACAUGUUUGUGGAGCCCACGCCAACGGCUUUGUGGGCUGUGAGGGGGGUUCUAAUGCUACCAGAAUAACAGCCUGAGAUGACACGGUAGCAGAAUACAGUAGUUUCCUGUAGUAGGAAGGAGAUGAAAUGUACCACAUCUAGUUUCAUGUCUGAUUGUCCCUCUCAAAACACAGGUAACUUCUGAAUGAACAUUAAACAAACUUGAAAGUAUCAAACGAGAUUCAUCUAAUUGUUAUGGUUGAAUUACUUACUGUGAUGAUGAUGUCAUGUUAGAUUAAAUAAUGGAUUUGCUAUUCUGAUCUGUUGUUCUGUUAUGAACAUUUCAACUCUCCAAUGACAAUAUUUUUUUAAAUAAAAAUAUGAAUUUGCUGCUGCUUUCAUUUUCACAUUUAUCCUGUGUUUACUUGAUUUUUUCAGAAGAUGUUGGUCUGUCUGAUCACUGAGCACAGCUUUGGUGCAUUAACCUUAACCGAUGAGUGGAAGUUUUUGUUGUUUAAGUAAGUUUGUAUCCAGUUAGUUGAUUGACUGUAAUGUAAUAGUAACCAUUAUCACAGUUUGGGUUGGUAUCCCUAAUCCAGAUUAGGCCUGCUCUUGGACUAGAAAACCUGCUAAAUGGAAAAGCUCUAUUGAAAAUGAUUUUUCAUUCAGGAAUAUGCAGCAUCUGUUUGCAGGAAACUGUUUUUUGUUUUUGUUAUAAGUAAUUGUUCAAGCUAUACAACUAUUGGAGUGUGUGUGCGUGCGUACCAUUAUUGUAUAUUGAUCACAAGUUUGCCUGCAAUUUCAGUGAGCCAACGCACCAUGUUUAUACAUUGCCCCAGCAUUUUCAAACCAACCACCAAUUAUUUUUUUGGGGGGGGGGGUGGAAUGUGCUGUGAAGCAAUCUCCCUGAUGAAAAAACAGCUUAUAUUCAUGCAGUUGUUAUCUGCUCAAAUUUACGGUAGUGUGAUGUGUAUAUUGACGCAAAGUCUGAAAAGUCUGAAAUGAAUAUUUCAAACCUAUUAUCCUUAUCAGACCUCAGUGUAAAUAUAGCGGUGAAAUCAAGCCUAAAAAGAGAAUGUCACACUAGAUAUUGUACUGCCAUCCCCACAGCCCUGUGAAAUGCCAUGUUGUGAAAGAGUGAUUUGAAUGAACUUCAACUGCCACUCAACUUAAGUGCACAUCUUUGAAAAACAGGUAAUCUUGCAUUUAUUUAUUGCAAACAAGGGAGUUUGUCUAAAAGGAAAAAGGUUAUAAUACCAUCACACGAGGGAGAACUUUCUACAUUUAUGUAUCUGUAUGUUCCUGUUCGAAUUGUUGUGUAUGAAAAGGACAGUCUUGAUGCCAUUUGAUGUGUUAUACUUUAUCAGCAAUGUUCUUGUCAGGUCUGCAAGGCUGGGUGAAUACUACUUCAGAUAUUAGAAAUAAAUGCAUUGAACAAACAUGACCCUUUUCUGCCUGGAAUCAUUGGUAUGAAGCCAUAGACAUUUGGAAGGUUAUUCAACGACAUUUAACCACAUUCAUGAGGUCUUGACCUUUAAAAUGCAAUACAAGCACUAGCUUCGUCCGCAUUAGCAAACAGCCCAGAUAAACACAGUCCCAGUCAGGUGACCAGGCGUCCAACAUCUAUCUUCAUCAGUAGGUCAUGCACUGUCGAAAUUAAACUUGUUUACGUGAAUGAAUAGCAUUGGUUGUGUUUGCAAGAUGUUGGCCUGUAUUUUCUCCACCAAUAUUUUCAUAAUCAUGCAUCACAAUGAAGUGUGGUAUAAAAUGGAUGUGUUUCACUUCAUGUGUGUGUCUGUCUCCUGAGGAUUACAUUUCAAUGAGAUAUAUUAUAUGCAUUGUAAAACACGAAAAUUAGGCAGAAAGGAGAG
Molecule: messenger RNA, 5228 nt
Organism: Oncorhynchus gorbuscha (pink salmon)
Lineage: Eukaryota; Metazoa; Chordata; Actinopteri; Salmoniformes; Salmonidae
Gene: hs6st3b
Product: heparan sulfate 6-O-sulfotransferase 3b
Exons: 2
Coding region: 841-2109 (422 amino acids)
Cellular component (GO): membrane
Molecular function (GO): heparan sulfate 6-sulfotransferase activity
Source: RefSeq, a predicted model, not a curated record